AUGGUGGCAGACAGCCAUGGCAUAUCCUUGCUGGUUGCAGCAUUCUCCAGCAUGUUUGCAUCCCCCAUGGUCACCUUCGGUCACCGCCGUCAGGCACACCUGGCCGCCAUGGUUGCAGCAUGUGGUCACCGCCAUGGAAGCACGGUGAUGGAGCUCGUGGUGGCUCGGUCCCAGCACGGGGAAAAGAUGGGGAUGCGGCGCGUGUGGAGAAAUACGGCUGAAGUUGAUCACGGCGAAGGCCCCCGGGUAGCCGAGACGUCGUCGAGGUGCGUGACGGAGGGCGCGACGCACGAUUUCGUGGUGACCAACUACCCGCUGCUCGACGGCAUGGGCUUCGGGAGGUACAUUAGGUCGAGCACGUUCACCGUCGGCGGCUACGACUGGAACAUCAGGUUCUACCCGGACGGAGGCAGGGCGGACGCUGCCGGCUACGCGUCAGCCUUCUUGUCUUGUCUUUGCCAGCUGGCCAAGUACGAGGUGAGGACAAAGUUCACAUUAACCAUGCUGGACGAUCAAGGUGACGUACAAGAAACCAGGGAGAUAGGGAGUCACGUCUUCUCUCCAGAAAUCGCUGUCUAUGGCUUUCCCAAAUUCGUCGAGAAAUCGAAGCUGAGAUCCUCGUCUCACCUCUUGACGCUGAGGUGCGUCGCCGCCGUGAUCAAAGAACCGCCCGCGGAGUGCAGGACGAGCCUUGCCGCGGUCCCUCCGACGGAGCUUCCCGGCCAGCUCGAGCGCACCCUCAAGGACGGGAUAGGCGCGGACGUCACCAUCCUCGUCGGAGGCCGGCAGUUCAGGGCGCACAGGUUCAUGCUGGCCAUGCGGCUACCGCUUCUCGAUGCUCAGAUCUUUGGUCCGACGAUGGAGGUCGCCGACAUGGAGCCGGACAUCUUCGAGAUCCUUCUUCACUAUGUCUACACGGACUCGUUGCCGCCGUGCGACGGCCAAGGUUAUAGCACCGCCGCAGUGGAGCACUUGCUGGCCGCAGCUGAUCGGUACGGGCUAGGCAGGCUGAAGGCGAUGUGCCAAGGAGAGUUGUGCGGGCGCAUUGAUGCUAAUACCGUCAUGGCCACAUUGGCACUGGCGGAUCAGUAUAUAUGUGAGCGGCUCAAGGAUGCCUGCCUCGAGUUUCUGUCGUCAGAGGAAUCAAUGAUUGCAGUCAUCGCAACCGACAGGUUCAAACACCUCAUCAAAAGUGUCCCCAUGCUUGAUUUGGAAAAAGAGCCCCGAGGAAAAGGUACCCCUCGCCAGGAAGUAAUCAAAGUCAGAAGUAAUUUCCAUGGAGCAGAUUUUUUUUUUGUAAGUAAAUCAUCUCUUGUAGGAGAGGUUGGUUGA
Molecule: messenger RNA, 1332 nt
Organism: Triticum dicoccoides
Lineage: Eukaryota; Viridiplantae; Streptophyta; Magnoliopsida; Poales; Poaceae
Product: BTB/POZ and MATH domain-containing protein 2-like
Exons: 2
Coding region: 1-1332 (443 amino acids)
Biological process (GO): protein ubiquitination
Molecular function (GO): protein binding
Source: RefSeq, a predicted model, not a curated record